UCGACGGCGAGGAUGAGGGGAGGACACCUCCACCACCACCGGCGGCGGCCGCUGCCGCAGCAGCACACAUCAUCGUUUUGGAGAACACUGCAUAUAUCACACAAUGUCAGCCAGGCAGGAUAUAGCCAUCACAGCCACGGAUAAAGUUGAUCUACUAGACCUUUAUUGGCCACUGAGCAGCCCACUGGAUGAAGAGAUCCCUGUAACUCUCAUAGCAACCCAGGGAGCAUGUUGUCCUAUCAAGCAUCAGCAGUGUUGACAGGUUUGCAAGAGACAAAAUGAGCAGAUCCACAUAUACUACUUACAACAGCCCUAGUCAGGCGAUAGAAGAUAGCAAAAAGAGAACAUCUCUCUUGAAGGACAACAGUUGGAUCAAAAAACCAGAUGAAGAGGAUGAAACCGUUGACCGGGACCCAAACUUUGGGAGGAGUGUUUUGGGUCGAUACAAGACAACUGAAACCGUUGUGAGUUCUGAGCCAUCACAGUCAAGUACAUUUACUUCAAGAACUUCAACCACUUCAGCCAGCUCAGUUGGAGCUCUGACCAAGAGAUUUACUACAAAUCAAGAUGAACUGGAUUCCAGUAGCAGCCCGACCAGGACCUCUUACACCAGGAAUACUUACUCAUCAGUAACAUCUCCCAAAAGUACUACAACAACUACUGUCACAGGAGAUGGGAAAACAACUGAAACUACUAUUACCACCACCACUCAAAAGUCAUCUAACAAAACUGACUCAUUCACAGAGAGAGUGUUUUCAGACAAAACAAAGGGGUCACUUUACACAAGCUAUUCUCCAAGCAAAAAAACGACAGUAACUGAGACAACCACCACCAGCAGCAGCUCCAAUGAUGGCGGCAACAAACUCUAUGACUCCAUGAAGGACAGUGCAGAGGACAAGCUUUAUGAUACUCUCAUUCCUUCAACAAUUAAGGACGAAAGCAAAAGAAUUACCACUGAGACUGUAACUAUCAGCAGCAAUGACCUGGAUGAUGUUGAAACCACAACCUCUACAAGAUCUUCCACUUCAGCAGCUGAAGAUCAAUUGUAUGAUACUCUGAUACCAUUAAGCAUAUCUAAACCAUCCACUCCAACGAGCUCCAGUAUUACCAAGAGAGACAUCUAUUCAGUGAGCAGCAGCGGAAGCGACAGCCCAACUUUUUCAUCCACCACCCGAACCAGCAGCUACAGCUCUUACACUGAUCCCUCAAGUCGCACUUCAACCUACACUAUCAGCAGUAAGACUAGGAGCGAUGACAUUAUGGGUGACACCUACUCCAGAUCCUCUGUUAAAAAUAUAUACACUGCACCAGAAAGGCCAGUCCUAGAGAAAGAUCUGUGCAGCAACUGCCGUAAACCCUUUAUUGGAGAUGCAAAGAUUAUCCUGGAUGACAGGAAGAUCAACUGUCAUGCUUCCUGCUUCAAAUGUGAAGUGUGCAACAGCACUCUGGGUCAUCUGAAAGCUGGGGACAGCAUGUGGAUCUACAAAAACAUGGUGCACUGUGAGAGAUGCUAUGAGGUCACCAGAGAUAAAUGGAGGCGUUAACCGGUACGAUAAAGAUUUUACAUGAAGAAAACAAGCACUUACCUUUAAUAAUUUAUGUUAUUUUUAAGAAGGGAAUAGAAUAUGCUACAGGUUUUGUUACUCAUACUUUGGUGCAUUCGCUUUUUGAUUUCCAGGCUUUCCUUUGCUGGAUUUAAAGCAAUAUUUUGGGCCGGGGGCUUUUGCUGUGUGCAAUAUUUUGUCUGCUUAAAAAUAGGCUUGCACAGUUAUUAUAGAAUAACUGUAUAGACUAAAGAUCAUUUAUGCAACUGUAUUGUACUACAGAAAUAUCAAUGACUAUAGCCUAUUUUACGUGCAAAAUUCUGUUAUAAAGUGAUGCAUAAUGUCUGAUUUGUCUGUUUUAUAUUGUGUCCUCGGGAAGCGGCUAUUUUAGGGUAAAAUAAAAUAUUCUAUAUUGAAAUGUGGGUGCGGGGUUAUUGCAUUUAAUUUAGUCCUUGUACAGGGGACAUAUAAAUAAAACGUUAAACGUG
Messenger RNA from Boleophthalmus pectinirostris (great blue-spotted mudskipper), 2032 nucleotides. It is a transcript of the gene scel, whose product is annotated as sciellin. Lineage: Eukaryota; Metazoa; Chordata; Actinopteri; Gobiiformes; Gobiidae. The record is from RefSeq and is a predicted model, not a curated record. The coding region runs from base 279 to 1544 and encodes 421 amino acids. Gene Ontology annotation, biological process: epidermis development. Gene Ontology annotation, cellular component: cytoplasm. The transcript has 24 exons.